Molecule: messenger RNA, 648 nt
Organism: Didymodactylos carnosus
Lineage: Eukaryota; Metazoa; Rotifera; Eurotatoria; Philodinida; Philodinidae
Source: the annotation of a GenBank genome assembly
AUGGCUACAACAACAACACAUAUCAGAAAACGUACACGAUCUGAUACCACAAAAGAAGACAAACAAAGAUAUCAAGUAACAAAGAAAAUUUUUAAUGAUCCUGUCCAUGGUUCAAUUGAAUUAAAUCCUUUGUUAGUUAAUAUAAUUGAUACACCACAAUUUCAACGUUUAAGACGUAUCAAACAACUGAGUGUAACUCAUUAUGUAUUCCCUGGUGCAUCACAUAAUCGAUUUGAACAUUCAGUUGGUACCUGUUAUUUAGCUGGUGAAUUAUUAACGUCGUUGCAACAGCAGCAGCCACAUUUAGAUAUAACAGAUCAAGAUAAAUUAUGUGUGCAAAUAGCUGCUCUAUGCCAUGAUCUUGGUCAUGGUCCGUUCUCACAUUUAUUCGAAGAUGUUAUAAGAGAAAUAAGACCUGAUCGAAAUUGGACACAUGAAGAAGCUUCAAUCAAAAUGUUCGAUUACAUGAUUGAACAAAAUAAUUUAAAAACGAUAUUGAAUCGCUAUAACCUUAAUGAUGCUGAUAUUAUAUUUAUUAAAGAAUUAAUUGCAGGUCCAUUACCGGAAAACAAUAAAAAGGUAUGGCUACAGUUUCAUCAUUGCUUGUGUCUCACUCACAGUUUUAUCGUUAAAGUAUGUUGGUCGUGA